Messenger RNA from Pyrus x bretschneideri (Chinese white pear), 1781 nucleotides. Its product is annotated as ribonuclease 3-like protein 2. NCBI's taxonomy places the organism in Eukaryota, Viridiplantae, Streptophyta, Magnoliopsida, Rosales, Rosaceae. Gene Ontology annotation, molecular function: ribonuclease III activity; RNA binding. Gene Ontology annotation, biological process: siRNA processing. Bases 201 to 1421 code for a protein of 406 amino acids. Gene Ontology annotation, cellular component: cytoplasm; nucleus. The record is from RefSeq and is a predicted model, not a curated record. The transcript is spliced from 5 exons.
GAGAGGUUUUGGAUACAUCGGUGGAAGGUAUUCUAACGCAAAAUCAAUUGUUAAAAGUUGAGAAACUCAAGAUGUUUAAACUUUUGAUGCAAAUGGGGAAUCGAUUCCGAUGAUUCAUCAACCAAUCCCUACACGACAACCUCGGCCACACUCUAGUUUUACUUCACCACACCUCAACGGCGAUAUUCCAAUUCAGCAACAUGAAGCUCUUCACUAAGUCAGCAUCCCUCGAUCGCAAUCUCCAGCCAUCGCCGGAAAUGAAAGACAAAGUGAUGGCCAUGGAGAAAAUCGUAGGCCACAACUUCAAGAACAAGAGGCUUCUAGAGGAAGCUCUUACACACUCCUCCAUCACUUGCUCUCCCUCGUAUAAGCGUCUCGCGGUGCUUGGCGACGCCACCCUUGAACUCGCUAUGAGUAAUCACCUCUUUCUUGCUUACCCCAACAUGGAUCAAGACAACUUCACUAAUCUCCGCUCCGCCAAUGUUAAUAACGUGAAGUUCGCACUCGCCGCUGUAAAACAUGGUUUUUAUGGCUGCCUUAACCAAAAAUCAUCUGCGCUCGAUGAUGAGGUUGGGGAGUUUGCCAAAGCGGUAUCGGAAUGGAAUGAAAAAUAUGAGAUGACGCUUGUAUACGAUGGGACCAUACAACCCAAUCAUGUUCUUGGAGAUAUUGUGGAGUCAGUGGCAGCUGCUAUAUACAUUGACUUGAACUUUGAUCUGGACAAACUAUGGAUGAAAUUUAAGCAUCUCUUGGAGCCUAUAAUUACUCUCGAAGGAUUGUUAGAUCACCCUGUGUCAGUGUUGUAUAAGCUUUGCCAGACGCAUGGAAAGUUCGUUAAAAUCAAGGGGGACAUAAAUGAUACCGAAAAUUUAAGUAUUGCUAGUGUGUAUGUUGAUGGUAUCUUAAUUGCCUCGGCUUCUUAUAAACAUAUGGCAAUUGCAAGGCUUCAUGCUGCAAGAAAAGCUCUACCUGAGUUGUCCAAAACAUUCGGCAUAAGCUCUGAGUUGGUUGAUGUUGCUGCUGAAAAUGAAGCCAAACAGAAUUUGAAUGUGCUUUGUGACGAGAAGAGGAUCCCUAGACCAACUUACAACAAAGAGAAAGAAUCUGGUCCUGUACAUGAGAAGAGAUUUGUAUCAUCAGUUGAAAUUUCAACUUUAGAGCUAAAAAUGAUGGGAGAUGAAAGGUCGAGAAUAAAAGAUGCGGAGAAUUCUGCGGCUGCCUUGAUGAUCCUUGGUUUACUACAAUCCGAUGCUAUGACCAACACCAAAGAAGCAGCUAAUAGUAGGAUUGGUUAUUUUCCCUCAGUACUAUACAGACUUUGGGUUAUGAUUCGUUGGGUGACAAGGCUGCUUGUUUUUUGUUUCAAAGGAGUAAGUCUGUUAGUUAUUUUCUUUACUGUGGUCGAAUUAGUUAUUGGAUAGUCCUUCCCUUUAUUUCCAUAUUUGGAGGUCACACUUGAUUCCUCUUGGAAUUUCAAAGAGCUUGUUUGUAUGGCCUCGUUUGAUGUUCAGGACUAAAUAAGAAUGUUGGUCAUGGAUUGAAUGUUAAUCAUGUUCUAUAUUCAUGUGUACCACCAGAUUUUUAUGGGUGGCACAGUAUCAAGACAAAACAUAAGAAGAAAUUUGUAUCCUCAGUUAAAAUUGCAACCGCGGAUGGUGUGCUUUCGUGAUAGGUGAUGAAAUGUCGAGAAUAAAAGAUGUGGACAACUCUGCAGCUUCGUUGAUGACCUGUGCUGUACAAGAAUCUGGUUAUAUAUGAUACAACUCUGAUUUUUUAUUCUU